CCCAUUUCCAUUUCUCUCUCUCUGGAGAAAAACGAAAAGGCUCUUCUGAAUUUACUCCAUCUCUUCAAGUUUGAACCUGCAAAUCCUGGCGCCAAUUUUUCCCCAAAAAAACAAAUCCCUAAUCGUAAACCCUAGCGAAUUUGUAUCCAAAGCCACCAAAUUCCGCCUCAUUAGGUAAUGGAUAGUGCAAGAAAGACUGCGUGCCCGGAAAAUGAAGAUGUGGCGGCGUAUUUGGUGAACAAGCGGCACGAAUUGGCGCAGAGUUCCAAGGGAAUUUCCGACAAUAUGGACAUGACGCUUUCAAAGGCCCAUUCAAACAUCUGUAACCACCAAAACCCAAUUAGAAACCUCAAAGACUUGGCUCAGAUUAAGGGCGUGGGUAAGUGGAUUUUGAAGCAGAUGCAAGGGUUUUUUCAGACUGAUGCUGGUCCUUCUGAGAUUGAAGACUUGACCAAAAAGGGAAAUAAAAAUAAGGGACCAAAGCGAUAUGUGCCACAAAAGAAUUCUGUUGCUUAUGCUCUACUAAUUUCACUUUUCAGGGGAACAGAAAAUGGAAAUGAAUAUAUGCACAAAAAGGAACUCAUUGAUGCUGCUGAAACAAGUGGAUUAUCUCGUGUACCAAUUGCGCCUGAAAAGGCAAAGGGAAAAGCUGGACAUUUUGGGAGCUCGCCGAGGGACUGGUACACUGGAUGGAACUGUAUGAAAACACUGAUAAGUAGAGGCCUUGUUGUGAAGUCCAGUUGCCCAGCUAAGUAUAUGUUGACAGAAGAAGGAAAAGAAGUAGCACGUGAAUGCCUAUUGAGAUCUGGUGUGGUUGGUCCUAAUAAGAAGUUUGAUGGUCUGGAAAGAUGUCCAGAUUUGGUCCAAAGAGACAAAGUGUCUGUUGUUGAUUUGCAUGAAGACUUGCCAGAUGUAGAGUGUGUGAAAAAGAAGGCAAAGAUAUCUGUAGAUAUUCCACCUGAUUAUCUUGAGAAGGGAACAGACAUAUCAUCACUUGAUUGCCUUCGAGAAGAUGAUACUGGUAGUAUAAGUUUCAUCUCAAAAUCAAGAACGGACGGGCAUUAUGCAUCAUCAUCUUUGUUCCAACUUAGAGAUGGUAGAGCAGGGACAAAUUCAGGUGAUAUGGAAAGACAUGCAAAUGAUGCUCCUAGAAAUAAAAGUUCGUUGCUUCAUACUUUUGGACAGAGUUCUUGUACUUUGAAACCGUGCUCAUCCAAUAAUGUUCAGGAAAAUGUUACGAGCCAGCCUGCCUUCCAAGGAUCAGAAGCUAAACCCAUCGCUUUGGCAACACCGCCUUUGGCAUUUGGAGAGAAGUUUGGGGAUGUUUAUGAAGUAGUUCUGAUAUUAGACAACCGGGAGCAAUUUGCUAUGCAAGGAUCACGUUCAAGAAAAAUUAUUGAGAACAUAUGCUCUCUGUUUCAAAUUCAGAUAGAGGUUAGAAGGUUGCCUGUGGGUGAUGGAAUUUGGAUAGCUCGUCAUAAGUAUCUUGGAAGUGAAUUCGUACUUGAUUUUAUUGUUGAGAGGAAGAAGGUUGAUGAUUUGCGUCAGUCAAUAAGGGACAAUCGAUAUCGAGAUCAGAAAAUGCGGCUUGUGCGAUGUGGGCUUAAGAAGAUGAUAUAUCUGGUGGAAGGUGAUCCAAAUUCCUCAGAGGCAGCUGAAAGCAUCAAAACGGCUUGCUUCACGACUGAGAUCUUGGAGGGUUUUGACGUGCAACGAACUAAUGGACUAGCUGAUACAUUGAAAAAGUAUGGUAAUCUUACUCAAUCAAUCAACCAAUACUACAGAUCUCUAGAUACCGUGCAACAGUGCGUUGGUGGAUGCCCUCCUUUUGAUGAAUUUAUCAAAAGGUGUGAAGACUUGGAUAAAAUGACAGUUAGUGAUGUAUUUGGUAUCCAGCUCAUGCAGGUUUCACAGGUAACAGAGGAAAUUGCUCUUGCUGUUUUAGAUAUGUACCCAACAUUGUUGUCUCUUGCUUGUGCCUAUUCUCUUCUGGAGGGUGAUGCUAUUGCACAAGAGGAAAUGCUGAAAAGGCAGAGCAACAACUUGAUCAGUGGGACCGCCAGCAAAAAUAUAUUCCAAUUAAUCUGGGGUGGUUAAAGUAUAUGUAUUAAUCUCUCUCUAAUAUAUAUAUAUAUAUAGACAGAUAUAUGGGAUUUGUCAAGGUUGUAAAGAUGCAAGAGAAAAAGGAUGCCAUGCAAAUGGUUUCUUCUAUAUCAUCCGCAGUCACAAGAAGCGGUUUUGGUUC
This is a messenger RNA of Salvia splendens (bonfire salvia), 2245 nucleotides long. RefSeq names its product Restriction endonuclease, type II-like superfamily protein (gene MUS81). Gene Ontology annotation, cellular component: nucleus; Holliday junction resolvase complex. Bases 178 to 2097 code for a protein of 639 amino acids. Gene Ontology annotation, biological process: mitotic intra-S DNA damage checkpoint signaling; double-strand break repair via break-induced replication; resolution of meiotic recombination intermediates. NCBI's taxonomy places the organism in Eukaryota, Viridiplantae, Streptophyta, Magnoliopsida, Lamiales, Lamiaceae. Gene Ontology annotation, molecular function: 3'-flap endonuclease activity; DNA binding; crossover junction DNA endonuclease activity. The record is from RefSeq and is a predicted model, not a curated record. The transcript is spliced from 15 exons.